Ilyonectria robusta is the source of this 1218-nucleotide messenger RNA. RefSeq lists its product as uncharacterized. Gene Ontology annotation, cellular component: nucleus. NCBI's taxonomy places the organism in Eukaryota, Fungi, Ascomycota, Sordariomycetes, Hypocreales, Nectriaceae. The coding region runs from base 1 to 1218 and encodes 405 amino acids. Gene Ontology annotation, molecular function: transcription cis-regulatory region binding; DNA-binding transcription factor activity. Gene Ontology annotation, biological process: positive regulation of transcription by RNA polymerase II. The transcript is spliced from 5 exons. The record is from RefSeq and is a predicted model, not a curated record.
AUGCCCGUGCUGCCCCUUGAUGUUUACACAGGUGGUUCGCCCAGACCUAACUGUCAUCCUGUUUCGACAACAGCACCAUUUGGCCAGGAUGUUGACCUGGCAUUGCCCUUUUGGCCCCUUAACAGCCGGACCGACGCCUUGCUCGUCUGUUAUUUUGCUAAUCAACUGUCUUCAUGGUUUGACUACUGCGACAAGCACCGGCACUUCAGUACGACUGUUGUACAGGCUGCCGCGAGCCAUCCGAUACUUUACGCUGCCAUUCUUGCUAUAUCCUCGAAACAUCUUAGUUUGUCACAGAAAGCGGAUGCUUUGGCAGCAGAUCGAUACCAGGCAAUAUGCCUUGAGCAUCUGAUCCCUGCCCUCGCGAAUCAGGAUGGCAAUCUCGACAACGGAUAUCUCUGUGCAGCAAGUAUGAUACUGCGGCUUUACGAAGAAAUGACUGUCCCUGGCCCCGAUGAAAGGCCGUAUGGUCACACCCUCGAUGUCGAUAUUUUCACCAUGUCACAAGACCCGAUGCAAAGCAACUAUAGCCUUUGUCGGGCAUCCCUGAUGAUCGCCGUACGUCAAGAGAUAUUCAUCUCCUUUAGUACUCGGAAACCCCCGAGGGCACUAGGUCGGCAGUGUGGGAUCACCAGGAGCACCGAGCCGGCCGACGACUACACAUGGGUAUGGAGGAUGAUCAUUCAUACAGAAGAUGUUCUGUCUUAUGUCUACGGGGAACCUCUGCAUCGACGACAGGAAUGGGACGAGUUGAACAGUUAUCUAGAUGAGUGGACUGCAAAGAGACCACCAUCGUUUAACCCUGUUUGGCACUCCGAGCCUAGCGAGAGCGUGUUUCCGGAGAUUUGGUUUGCAAAUGACUUCCAUGUAGCAGGGCAGCAGUAUGCGGAUAUAUGCCGUAUACUGUUAACAGCAAAUAACCCUCGCAUGCCAUCUCUAGGACUCGACCGCUUACAGCGUUCCAGAUCUGCCGAGGAGCAGAUCCGGGGUCUUGUGCUCAAUCUUUGUGGAGUCGCUACUUGCAACACGCAGUAUCCACCAGCCACGUUCACAGCCGGAAUGGCCAUAGCGGUUUGUGGUGAUCGGUUCACCUGUCGCAAAGAGCAGAAGCAGCUUAUCGAGGUGGUCAGAGCCGCAGAGUCACAUAUGGGAUGGGCAAUACUGAAACAAGAAAAUCGCUUGUGUGAGCUUUGGGGCUCGGACAAUCCAUUGGAGUGA